Messenger RNA from Charadrius vociferus (killdeer), 1967 nucleotides. It is a transcript of the gene SEMA6B, whose product is annotated as sema domain, transmembrane domain (TM), and cytoplasmic domain, (semaphorin) 6B. The annotation marks the transcript as partial. Gene Ontology annotation, biological process: negative regulation of axon extension involved in axon guidance; neural crest cell migration; positive regulation of cell migration. The transcript has 14 exons. Lineage: Eukaryota; Metazoa; Chordata; Aves; Charadriiformes; Charadriidae. The record is from RefSeq and is a predicted model, not a curated record. Gene Ontology annotation, molecular function: chemorepellent activity; semaphorin receptor binding.
ACGUAAAGCACUACGCCGUCUUCGUGGGCCACGGGACGAGCCGCCCCGCCGGCCCCGAGGGUGGGGGCACCCACCGCCUCAACAUCCAGCGCAUCCUCAAGGUCAACCGGACCCUCUUCAUCGGGGAGAGGGACAACGUCUACCGCGUCAGCCUGGAGCCCACCGGUGCUGGCGAGAUGCGCUACCACCGGAAGCUGACGUGGCGUUCGAACCAGCACGACAUCAGCAUCUGCCGGAUGAAGGGGAAACACGAGGCAGAGUGCCGUAACUUCGUCAAGGUGCUGCUGGUGCGCAACGAGAGCCUUCUCUUCGUCUGCGGCACCAACGCCUUCAACCCCGUCUGCGCCAACUACAGCAUGGACACGCUGGAACCCGUCGGGGACAACAUCAGCGGCAUGGCCCGCUGUCCCUACGACCCCAAGCACGCCAACGUGGCCCUCUUCACAGGGGGGAUGCUCUUCACCGCCACGGUGACGGAUUUCCUGGCCAUCGACGCCGUCAUCUACCGCAGCCUGGGGGAAAGCCCGACCCUCCGCACCGUCAAGCACGACUCCAAAUGGUUCAAAGAGCCCUACUUUGUGCACGCUGUGGAAUGGAAGAGCCACGUCUACUUCUUCUUUCGGGAGAUCGCCAUGGAGUUCAACUACCUGGAGAAGAUGGUGGUGUCCCGGGUGGCCCGGGUGUGCAAGAACGACAUGGGGGGCUCACAGAGGGUGUUGGAGAAGCAGUGGACCUCCUUCCUCAAGGCCCGGCUCAACUGCUCCGUGCCGGGUGAUUCGCAUUUCUACUUCAACGUCAUCCAAGCCGUGACGGACAUCCUGGAGCUGGACGGGCGCCCCGUGGUGCUGGCCGUCUUCUCCACGCCCACCAACAGCAUCCCCGGCUCGGCCGUCUGCGCCUUCGACAUGACCCAAGUGGCCGCCGUCUUCGAGGGACGUUUCCGGGAGCAGAAAUCGCCUGAGUCCAUCUGGACGCCCGUGCCCGAGGACAUGGUGCCGAAACCCCGCCCUGGGGAUUGCCGGCUCUGGGCCAGCCACAGCCUGUCCAUCCAUGCGGAGGGUCCCAGCCCCCCACCUUGCCUCAGUUUCCCUCUCCCUGAGGACACACAGCUCCCGCACGUCUCAACGUCUGCUCUGUUCACACCACGCAGGUACCAGCUGCGCAAGAUCGUGGUGGACAACGCAGCAGGGCCGUGGGGGAACCACACUGUCGUCUUCCUGGGCUCCAGCACCGGCACUGUCCUCAAGUUCCUCAUCCAGCCCAAUGCCAGCACCAGUCCCUCACCCGCUGCCCCCGGCAGCCAGAGCGUCUUCCUGGAGGAGUUUGAGACCUACCAGCCUGGGAGGAACUGCCUCGGGAGGGACCCCUACUGCGGCUGGACACCCGAGGGCUCCUGCAUCUUCCUGGAGCCCAGUCCCAGGGUGGCCUUCGAGCAGGACAUCGCCGGCGGCAGCACGUCCCACCUGGGCGAGUGUGAGGGACUGGUGACGGAGAGCUUCGUGGACGAGCCGGAUGGACUGGUAUCGGUGAACCUGUUGGUGAUCUCCUCCGUAGCCGCCUUCGUCAUCGGCGCCGUCAUCUCCGGCUUCAGCGUCUGUUGGUUCAUCGGCCACCGGGACCGCAAGGAAUUGGCGCGCCGCAAGGACAAGGAGACCAUCCUGGCACACAGCCAGCCGGUGGUGAGCCGGCUGGGCGAGCGGCGGGCGCGCGGCGGGCAACCCGGCGCCUUGCUGGCCCCGCUCAUGCCCAACGGUUGGCCCAAGGAGUUGGGGAAGGUCACCCAACACGACCUGGACUCGGGGGUCCUGCCCACACCGGAGCAGACCCCGUUGCAGCAAAAACGCUGCCCCGGCGCCCUCCAAAACUGCACCUGGGAGCAGAGUCAUAACAUCAUCAACGCCGCGUUGCGGGACCCCGGUGGAUCCGGCACUACCGCCGCCGGCGCCGCUCGGCUGCACCCGAGAUGA